Molecule: messenger RNA, 12530 nt
Organism: Talpa occidentalis (Iberian mole)
Lineage: Eukaryota; Metazoa; Chordata; Mammalia; Eulipotyphla; Talpidae
Gene: ITPRIP
Product: inositol 1,4,5-trisphosphate receptor interacting protein
Exons: 2
Coding region: 4576-6234 (552 amino acids)
Cellular component (GO): membrane
Molecular function (GO): protein kinase inhibitor activity
Source: RefSeq, a predicted model, not a curated record
UGGGAGAACGGGCAGUGGGGAGGUGGCGGGUCUGCAUGAAGGGCUGGGCCACGAGCCGGGUGACGGUGGAGCUUCAGGUUCUGAGUUUAGAAGAGUUCCCUGUUCACCCUUACAGCCCUGUUUGGUUCUCUAAACAAGGGCAAAGGGCCUGACGGGAAUUGUGGCAAUCUCCAUGGCUCUGGCCUCCCUUCUGCAGCCUGGAUGGUGAAGGGGUAUAGGGAGAGCAGACGCGAGCAAUGGCAGAAAGGUGUUCCCUCCUCCCUGGCCCCAAAGCACAGUGAGACAGAGGAUGCCAGCCUUGCUGUGGGAACUGAGGGAGCCUUCAGCCCUGACUGAGUGAUGCUUGCUCUGCUGGGGCGUCACUGCCUCCUGGAGCUUCAGGAUCAAUGUACAAGAGGAGGAAUGUCUGGAAUUCCCUGCCUGGGGGUUGGUACAACUGGAAGUAGAGGCAGAUUCUCAGACUUCACCUCUCAUUUCCCUGAUGGUUUAUAUUAAACCAUGAAAUCUCUUCCUUCCCAAGUGGCUCUUGCAGGAAUUUGGAGGUGCUGGAGAUACAACGGAGGCUUAGGGACUGGUGUUGGAAAAGACAGCCUUGGUGUCAGCUGUGUUCUGCCAAAGGAGGACCCCAGGACAGUGCUGUUUAUAAGGCUCAAUUCACUCAGCAAUUUUGAUGCUCCUGAUUUGGGGACCUGUGGCUGCAGCCACAUCUUAGAGGAUGAGGCCUCCUGUCCUUAAGACAGCAGUUCUAAGCAGGGCUGUCAGGUGCCAGCUCAAAGGGUGGCAGAAGCAGGAAAGGAAGCACUCCCUGCCCUGACAGGACAGGGGAAGAGCUGGGGACCCGUGAGGUCUGUCGCUAUGGAGGGCUCGGAACAGGAAUGCUUUGCAGAACAGCUUGAAGGUGUCUGACUAAAUUUUCUGGCUUGUAAAACUUGCCAGAACUUCAGAUGGUUUAACCUAGCUGAAUGCCUCUCUGGCAUCCAGCAUGUCAGUGGCUAAAGUAAUUGUCCUAAUUUUUAUAUGAAAGUAGCUUUUUCAGGAUUACAAAUGAAAGUUACAGCGUCAUUAGCAGAGAACAUAAUUUGCAAAUUGUGCUUCUGUUUACAAAGCAUCUGGGCCCCAAAUCAACUGUCACACUCCUUUGUAAAUAAAAAUAGAACAACUUUAAAAAAAAUAAUUGAGCACCUACCCUAUGCAAAACUCCAUCCUAAGGGCUUUCCAUCAUUUGUUUCUCUCUAUUCCACUACCCUUUAGAGGUAGAUGUUAUUCUAGUUUUACGGGUAAAGAAAUAGGCUCAGAGAGGCCAAGCAACCUGCCCACAAUCCCAGCUAAAAACAGUAGAGGGGGUCUCCCUGGUGGUGCAAGGGGUUAAGUCUCAGCACUGUAAACCUAUCACCAGCUACUUACUGCAGCACAAGUUCACUCCCCGGCCAGGGAACUGACUCACAUGGCGCAGCAGACCUCUCCUGUCUCACCCGCUGCUCCCCUCAGCAGUGUUUUUCAGUAGAUCUGUCUGUUCUGCUCCCCACUCUGUCUCUAGCGAUUCUCUUACCACCACCACCCCCACACCUCAGGCCUGCACCCUAGAUCUUAUAUGCAUAAAUAAAUAAAUAUUUAAAAAUAGAAUAAAAAAAAAAACAGUAGAGGUGUGAUUCAAACCCAGAUCUGUGCCUCCUGGAGCCUCAGUCUCUUUCUCCUACCCCAGGGCACUGCUGGAUGUCCAGUGACUGUCGCAUACAGACCCUGUAGUCUGAGUGUCAGAGGUGAGGCGGGCCACCAACUCCGGUCCCUUCCUGCCGUGGCCACUCUGUGACAUUAGCAGAUGGGGCUCAAUUUCACCGUGUGUGUGAUGGGGACAGUAGCAGCCGAAACCAGACAAAGUUCGGAGUACUUUGAGAUCAUCCAGUGGAAGCCCCUAAAAAAAAAAAUGCAAAGCCCACAGCUUUCAAAUGGCUGGCUUCCCGGGGAAUAACAAGGACCCUCACUGCCCAGACGGAGGGGCUCAGCUCUGAAGCUGCCCUGCACGCACCGCUCCUGCGUCCUCCCUCAAGGUCACGUCCCUGCAGCUGACGCAGGAACGUCUACCAACUCACAUCUAGCCAAAAGGAGAGGGCCUUGUCCUGAUUCCAGCCCUGCUUGUUGCUGCAAAACCACGUGCUCAUAACAGACUGUUCUCUUGGGAGCUAUUUCAAUAGCCUUCUUAGUAGCAGACAGGGGACCCGCCUGGAGUUCAUGAAAAGGUCCUUUGUUUGGGGAGACUUUGUUCCGGAGUCUCUGAGGAGGUAGGAUCGCAGUGCGACUGGGCAGUGCGACUGGGCAGGGGAUGCUUAGGCCUCACGGCCCCACUGCUGCUCUGGAGUCCCAUCCCAUUCCCCCCAAUACUCCCUCCCGCAUUCAGGCUACUUCCUCCCUGGUGCCUUGCCCUAAAAUGUACCAUCCACUGUCAGAGGCCCCCUCAGUAAGGCCCUGCUGAAGACGUCUCCCUGUCCUUUUGGCUGAAAGGUCAUCUCAGAUAACCCAGGUGACCCUCACAGGAUCUCUGGGUGAAAGGAGCCUCCUAGCUCUUUCCUGCUUCAGGCCCACCUUUACCUAAUUUGUCAGCUGCCGUGCCCUGAACAGCGCAGGGAAGGAAAUCCCCUGAGUGCUUGUCUAAUGCUUGCAGGUACCACCAGCUCACUGAGCAGACAGCGUCAUGUGAAGACCCUUAUCCUGAAGGGCAGACAGUCCUGGGUUCAAAUCCCAGCUCUGUGAUGUUGAGUGAGUGACUUGAUCUCUCUGUGCCUCACUUUCCUUAGCUGUGAGAUGGGGUGCUUCCCUAGAGGUUAAUUGUAAGAUGAGAUGCGUAAAACAUUUUGCAUAAUGCUUAAAUCUCAAGAAAUGUGGUGCAGUUUACUUAACCCCCAUGCACUGCCAGGGCGGCUUGCCCGGGUUUCUCUAGAUAGGGAGAUUUGCUCAUCAAGCUGGCAGGGUCACUUCUGUGCUCCUUCUCUUACCUAAUUUGCACCAAACCCUGGCAUCCUCCAUUUGGCUUCCACUUCUGCAAGACUAGGGAGCAAGGAGGUGGGUGUCAAGGGGAGAAGCAGCUGGGGGUCAGAUAGACUUAUGUUUUGGGGUUCAUUCCUGGUAAUUUACACACUGGCAGUGGGUCAGCCUGCUGUUAGAUGAGGGCCAUUCCGACCUGACCCCCUGCAGUUUGUCUCCUGGGCCAUGUCUGAAGGGGUUUUGCACCCUCAGUAACUUAGAACUCAGUGAGGACUCCCACUCUACUACCACUUCAGAAGUGAGUUCUGACUCCAUCCAUCCAUCCAUCAUCCAUCCCUCCACCCUUGCUCCCUCCAUCCACAAGCAAGCAUUUGUGGCAUGCCUGCACCUUUAGUGCCUGACCUCAGAGACCAACACUGGCCUCUCCUUCUAGAUGUUCAAAAGUCUGGAGGGGCAUCAGUGGUCAGUGUUGAUGCUGCUAGACCAGGGGGAGGGAGCUACAAGUGCCCCAGCUCGCCCUUCUCACUCUCCCCAUGUCACCCCUGCCCCCAGCCUUGAGAGGAAAAUAGUUGGAAGAGACAACGUAGCCAUGUCUCCAGGCCUCUGGAGUUUCUGUCCCCCCUCUUCCCAGAAAUGUCCCUUAGAUGCACCCAGGAAGAUUUAGCAAAUCAAAAGGAGCCAGCCUUAUCAAUACCAGUGUAGGGGAGCAGUGCCCCUUGUGGGGGGCCACCAUUUGACUGCCAUACCUUAAGCAGGUACUCUUGUCUCAGCAAGUGGUAGAGAGGAUUCAAGCCCGAUUCCAGAGUGUGGCCCCACCCUGCUCUGCAGUCUGAGGUGAAGCGCUGUGGACUGUUUCUUUCUGGAUGACCUUGGGGGCAGGAAUAUGUUCUGUGAACAUGGCAGUGUUGGUGGCUGCUUGCCGCCCACCCCAACUCGACCUGUGCGUACCUGUCACUAGCUCAGGAACACCUGCUCCAUGCCCGGUGCAGCCUUGGGCAGAAGCCAGGGCACAGGUAUCACUCCACCUCUCUCCAGCCCAGUGACUGGAGAAAUGACGUGGCUGGUUGCAGGUGGUUGUUCUGUUUUGUGCAAUUUACAUGGAGUAUGACUGUGCGGCCGUAGAUGAUUCUGGGGUAAUUUUGCUAACUGUCCCAGGCCCUACUGUCUGGGCCCGCUGAGUCCGGGCAGGAGCACUGCUUUGCUCUGAUGCGGUGCUGGUGUGGGAGGCAGGCAGACUUGGCUCCCUUCUCCGCCUGGUCUCUGCCAGCCAAGAGGCCCAGCACAAGCUCUUAAUGCUUUUUUACAACUGGGUUGGCCUCCUCCUUGCCUUUGUGUCUCUCACUGUUCCCCUUUAUUAAGAUGAAAGGGGUUUUUAGAUCUUGCAGGCACAGCUCUUGAGGGUGUGUAUGUGCGUGUGUGUGCAGCAGGCCCUGAGCCCUUCCCAUCCUCCCGACUCCCCCCUCUCUGCAGCCCAGCUGGGGCCCAGGCUUUGUGUCAGGUACCGCCCCAGCCUCAGGGGACCAGGGUGGGAGAACUGCCUGGGAUUUCACUGCGUGGGGACCAGCAUCCCUCUAACUCAGGACGGACACUCCAGCCAUGGCCCUGGAGCUCUUCCGGGUAUGCCUGGUGGUGGUGACCGCCAUCAUCAACCACCCACUGCUGUUCCCGAGGGAGAACGCCACGGUCCCAGAGAACGAGGAGGAGAUCAUCCGAAAGAUGCGGGAACACCAGGAGAAGCUGCAGCUGGAGCAGCUGCGCCUGGAGGAGGAAGUGGCGCGGCUGGUGACGGAGAAGGAGGCAGUGGAGCAGGUGGCAGAAGAGGGCCAGCAGCAGAACGAGAACCGUGCGGCCUGGGACCUCUGGAGCACCCUCUGCAUGAUCCUCUUCCUGGUGAUCGAGGUGUGGAGACAGGACCACCAGGACGGGCCCUCGCCCGAGUGCCUGGGUGGGAUCGAGGACGAGCUGCCUGGCCUGGAGGGGGCCCCACUCCGGGGCCUCACCCUGCCCAACAAGGCCACACUUGGCCACUUUUAUGAGCGCUGCAUCCGAGGGGCCACAGCUGAUGCUGCCCGCACGCGGGAGUUCGUGGAGGGCUUCGUGGAUGACUUGCUGGAAGCCCUGAGGAGCCUUUGCAACCGGGACACAGAUAUGGAGGUGGAGGACUUCAUUGGCGUGGACAGCAUGUACGAGAACUGGCAUGUGGACAAGCCGCUGCUGUGUCACCUCUUUGUGCCCUUCACGCCCCCGGAGCCCUACCACUUCCACCCAGAGCUCUGGUGCUCUGCCCACUCGGUGCCCUUGGAUCACCAGGGCUACGGCCAGAUCAAGGUGGUCGGGGCCGAGGAGGAUAUGCUGGGCUGUAUUUGUGGCAAAACCAAGCUUGGGGAGGACAUGCUGUGCCUCCUCCACGGCAAGAACAGUUUGGGGCGGCCUGGCACCGAGGCAGGGUCCAUGCUGUGUGCCCGAGAUUCCUCAUACCUGGACACGAUGCAGGUCAUGAAGUGGUUCCAGACAGCCCUCACCAGGGCCUGGCACCGCAUUGCCCACAAGUACGAGUUCGACCUGGCCUUUGGCCAGCUGGACACCCCAGGAUCCCUCAGGAUAAAGUUCCGCUCUGGGAAGUUCAUGCCUUUCAACCUGAUCCCUGUGAUCCAGUGCGACGACUCAAACAUGUACUUUGUCUCCCAUCUCUCCAGGGAGCCCUCUGGGGGCAGCCCCGUGUCCAGCACUGACUGGCUCCUCUCCUUCGCCGUCUACGAGCGAUUCUUCCUCAGGAUGGUAUCCAAGGCACUGCCCGAGGGUGCCUGCCACCUCAGCUGCCUACAGAUCGCCUCCUUCCUGCUCUCCAAGCAGAGCCGGCUGACCGGCCCCAGCGCGCUCAGCAACUACCACCUGAAGACCAUCCUGCUGCACCUCCUGAUGGCCCGGCGGGAUGCCGACUGGAAGGCCGGGCAGCUGGGUGCCCGCCUGCACGACCUGCUCUGCUUCUUGGAGAAGAGCUUGCUAGAGAAGAAGCUCCAUCACUUUUUCAUAGGCAACCCCAAGUUACCCGAGGCCUUGGGGGUCCCCGAGGCCGUGUGCAGGGCCGAGCCGCUCAACCUCUUCCGGCCCUUUGUCCUACAGCGAAGUCUCUACCGGAAGACAGUCGACUCCUUCUAUGAGAUGCUCAGGAAUGCCCCAGCACUCAUCAGCGAGUAUUCCCUGCAUGUCCCUUCCGACCACACCGGCCUGCCCCCGAAAGCCGUCGCGUCUUAGAGCAGCCAGGCCAAGAGGGCCGGGACGAGGCACCCGCAUGUCCCACCCCAAGGGCACCGGCAGCUCUGUCCUGGGGGACAACGCGGGCUUUGUUGAGAGCCAGGGCUCAGCCCAGAGGGAAGCCAGUGCCGGGCAGGCAGCGCUCCCGGCUGGAAGCUGCCUGGCCUUCAUGCUGCCGGGGCUGCUGGUGACGCUAUUGUCUGGGCUCGGGGCUGACCCCUUGCAGCUUACUUUUGGGUCACCACAAACGGUCAGGGUGAUGCAGAACCUUCUAUGGACACUGAGUGGAGACCAUGUAAAUGUUGAUUUGGACAUCCUCUACAUCCCCAGCCCAGGCUUGACUUGAAUACCAACGGAGGGUCUGCAGGAAUCCGGACGGGGACCGCGUGAAGACCCUGCACCCUUUAUUUCCAGACAUUCACUCUUGGCCCCGGGCAUCUGCAGCUGAGCACGAAAAGGGACAGACGUGGGAGCUUGCAGCCACCCCCUCCCCCAGCCUGCACACUGGGGCUCUCCCUGGAGCUGCCAUUUUUUAUACAUUGGAGAAAAGCCCCCGAGUCAAGGCCCCAAGAGGCGAUGGCCUGUGUUGCACAGAAGUGGGUACUUGGUGUCAGCAAGACGUCUACGUUGCCGCUUUUUCAACUAUGCGUUUCACUCAGGGUUCACCUGCUCUCCCCUGCCCCUUCCCUCAGCGUGUUUCCCGGACACGCUGGGCCCUCCUCCCGUGCUCGGUACAAGCUCAGCCCCUCACCCCUCUUUACUCUCUCCGCAGCUGGUCUCCCUGACCACAGUGUGGUAGGUAUGGAGAGGGCCUAUGCAGAAGGUAGAAGCGGACCUAGAGAGAGACUCUGAGUGCUCCAGGCAAACAACGGAGCCUGGUACCUGGGUUGCUGGGGUAUGGCUCAUAGUCUGGCCUGGCCGCUGAUACCCAGUUCAAAGUUGCAGCGCUGGGUGCAACUCGCCGUUGCCCUGAGUUUUCCUGAGGAUGCCGAUCCCAGACCAGGGUCUGCCUGAAAGCAAGAGCUGCUAUGGACACCCAGCUCCCCAGUGCAGACCCUGUGGCCCCGUUAGGGCCCCCCUCACUGCUCCCUUUCUGGAUGGGCCUUGCCGAUCACACAGAUAAAGACCUGAAGAUCCUAACAGGCCCAGCUGACUGGGAACACCCAGCAGCCUCCAGGCCCCUCGGCUCUGCUGGCUCAGAGCUGGUAACUCUCUCCAGGUUCAGGAAACCUGCCUCUCCACUGUGGCUUCACUUUGGGAUUUCCUCCUGGCACUGCCUCAGGAACCCUUGCAGAGGACCCAGGAGGAGGCAGGUGAGGACCCCCGCACCCACCUCGCUCUCUCCAGGGUUUCAGCAGGCCGUGCCUCUGGACCCCAGUCCCCAUUCCACGGGCUCUCAGGCUCCCCGGAACGGAGGCAGGGACCCUGCCCUUGGUCCAGGAGAGCUCUCACCUAGACCUAGAAAGCCCGAGAAGAAGGAUGGUUUGCCUCACAGACUUGGCCGUGAUGGGACCUUGAAGCCAAGAAAGCCUUCCUGUGGGAGCUGGAGUUUGAGCGGCAACCUUGGGGCGGCCCCUCUCUCUGGCCCCUCAGCAGCCCCCCCUGCACUCCAGGGAGUGAACUUGCCUGCGUGGCGUCUCACCUAGAUCCAUGCCCGCCAUCCUUGUCAGUUUCAUUACCAGAAUGGGGUGGAAGUCCUUAUUUAUUAUCACCUCUGCUUUUCCCUUCCCCCCUUCCCCCUGAUUUUGUUGUGCUCUGAAGACACCCCAGCAGCCUAGAACCAGCCUUAGGAAGCCAAGACCAAGCCUGGAUCUCCCUCCGGGGAGCUUCUCCGUAGCUUCCAAGAGAAAGUUUACUGGAAAAAUACCUCCUGGCCUCUUGUUUAUUCCGAGAAGACAACUCAGCGUGGGCAAGGGGAACUUGUAUGCACCAAGGUUGCUUUUGAAGAGAAAGAGGCGGGGCUUUUGUUUCAUGCUGCCUUAUUUAUAUGAAAGGAAGAAUUAAAUCUUGCAAGGAGUGGAAACUGGUCACGUGUUUGUUUGUAACUUCAGGAACUCUGUGAGAUUCCCAGGGCAGAGCCGGGGUGGGAGGAUGGGUUUCCUGUUGAGGAGCAGAGGCUCUCCCUUUUUAUUCUGACAUUUUCAGGAAACUUAAAAUAACAAAAUAGAACAUUUCUAGCCCAUCUAUGAGGCAGCGGAGUUCUAGAAAGGGCCUUUGAAGGCCAGCUGUCGGGCGGAUUCCAGGACAGAGCCUGCUGUGUGCAGUGAGGCGUGGCGCUGGGAAAGGGAGGGUUUGGCUUUCCAGGAAAGAGGUGGUCUGUGCACUAAAGACCACCCAGCCCUGUUCUCCAAGAACCUCUUUCCCUUCCCGAGGGUGCUAGGCCCAACACCCACAGGUGGUUUAGGUUAGGGAGGGCCCUGCACUCACAAAAGCCACAGGCACCUCCCUCCGCCUUAAGGACACAGCAGCAGCACAUUGGGCUUGUAAUCAGGGCGGUCAUCAGAAUCCUCUGAAGAGUUUGGUCAAAUGCCAAGACCCUGCCUUGAAGCCACAUGGUACCCACGGGAAGCUCUGUUUUUAAAGCUCCCUCAAGUGAGAGAUGACACCCCAAGUUCAGGAUGGCUUUUCACUUCCUUUCCUUAAGGAAACUAAAGAAAGCCCUGCUUGCCUACAGAGCUAUUGGAAGACAGACCUAGGAGAGGCCAAGGAGCCUGCUUGGGCCCACGUGGCAUCAGCUACACCACAGGCUUCCUGUCAGCGCAGCCACACUAGUGAGGUGAGCAGGGAGAGGACGGGGGAGACAAACGCUGGUGAGCAUUCUCCAGCCGAUCAUUCACGCCUGCACCGUUUAUCGGGAGCCCCACAUGUAGGAAAGCCAAGAGGACCAGCCUGUGCCCUGUCUGGCGGUGUUCACCUGUGAAAAGGGCCACGGGAAAGAUGGAAGCACUCUGGUGGGGUCAAAGGCCUGUUAGGCUCUGCUUCUCCAGGUGUGGCCUUACACUGCAGGUAGGGGUAUCACCAGGUUUCUGGGCCACACUGCAGACUUCAGUAUAAUUGCUAGGAGUCUGGCAGAGGAAUCUGCAUUUUACCAGGGGAUUCUAAAAGUCUGAGAACCACUGGUACUCAGAGAUUAGGGUAGGGUGCUGCCUGACAACUUCUGAAAGUGGGUGAGCGUAAUAGAAGUGCACAACAUUUUAGUAGCUCCUACUGUGUGCCAGGCACCCUUCUACAUACCUUUACAUAGACUGAUGCCCUCAAUUCCCAUGCCGCCCCUGUGAUACAGGUGAUGUCAUAUCCUCCCACUGUCAAGAUGAAACUGAAGCACAGAACCAGUAAGUGACUUGUCCAGGGACACAGGUUAGUAAGUAGCAAAGCCAGGAUUGCAACCCAGGCAGUGCUGGUCUCUAUGCUGAUCAACACUGAGACAUGGAAGCCAGCGAGACGGGAAGUGUUGAGUGGAGCUAACCACACAGGGUUCAAUGCCUUGACCUCUAAGCUAAGGUAAAUUUGGACUUCCUGCAGUAAGCAGUGGUGAGCCAUUGGUGAUUUCUGAGUGAGUCAGUGACUUGAUUGGCCCCAAACUCUGAAGUCCUAAAGAUGUGAUCAGUGCUCUCCGCGGCCAUGGGGCUGUCACCGGGGUUCCGAGCAGUCUGUGAAUGUCCAAAAAGUCCUAACUCAAGUCACUCUGAAGACUGGUUCAGAAUGUUCUCAGGCUCCGGCCGAUCCACCUUGUGGGACUGGAGGGUUGUUUGGUUUGGCCCACGGGCCCUGAGCAGGGAGCCAAGAAGCACACAGUGCAGGAAAUGUACGCCUUCGCCUCACCACCUUCCGCCCACUUCACCCUCAGCCCCCUCCACCCUGCAAAGGCAUCUUGGAGAGCUAACUUUUCUCAUUGCCUUCCUAAGAUAGCUUGUUUUUCUAACUAGUUUAUAUAUAUACACACAAUACAGUCAUGGUAAAAAAAUCCAAGUGACAGAAAAGUAACAUAAAAACUCCCACUCACGACUUCUCAGUCCAUUCCCCAGCGCUCAGCAAUAUGGCUUUUCUUGUGCAUCCUUCCCAAAUGCUUUCUGUGCACACGCCACGUGUGUGGAUAGGUCUCUUGAACACUUUGUUCUACACUAUUCUUCCAAAUAGCUGCUUACUAAUCUCACCAUAUAUGUGGAUAGCCCUAACUACCCAAUCCCAACCCCAAGCCCCAAAUAUUGAAGCCUCUCUUGUCUUCGCCAUUAUAAACAAUACUAUAGCGAACAUCUCUGCGUAAGACCUGCUGUGAAAUGACCCUCUCUGGCCAUCCCAAUAUUCCGUACGCCAUGCUAUAGGGGGAUUCACCACUAAUCAUCUUUCCAUAAAGAUUUAUUCAAUGUUCAUGACUUCAGAGGGAGGAAAAGGCAUUUGAGCAGCAUGUGUUCCACUCUGAGCCAGGCGUUAGGUGGGAAACCAGAAUCAGUCCAGGGCUUUGUCCCAAACAAGUAGGUCUAUUAGGAAGACAAGAACUAGGGCCACAAAAUAAUCAGAAUAAUGAAGGAUGGGUAAGUGAAAGUGAAGCCUUGUAGCUCUGUGGCCCACAUGGGGUGAGGGCACUGGGAGAACCUGAUCAGUUGGGGUUUGAGCUGUGAAAGUUCUGGCUCCUGUACACAUGGGGAAAUGUGACACGCCUCAAGAAAAUCCUAUCAACACAACUGUUCAUUGUUGUCUAUCCCCAAACACUUGUGUUUUGUUCAUCUGAGCCCAGGGGUGGAUUAUUUCUUCCUGCACAAUGUGGGGGUCCCUGUUUUAUAGGUAAAAGUGUCUUUUUCUACCUUCUCUGUUCCUCUAGAUCCCCAUAAAUAAACCAGAAAACAAAACUGACAACAGCAAAUUAUCUCCCAGCAAGAUGAAACCACAAAAGCCUCAGAGGUGGUCAGAGACUUCUUGACCGGGAAAGGCAGGUCUCACAAGAGUAAGGUGGGAUUGGCAGGAUGGGGGGGCAGAAGUUGGGGAGAAUCUGGCCCCAUCUGCUUGAUAUUGUAGGUUUCUCUUAGGGCAACUUAAUUUUAAAUAGAUUCACUUCUCACAAGCCACCUCUGGCUGUCUUCCCCACUGGCCAGGAUGACAAAGCCACACCCCCACCUGAUCCUGGAGAGUGGACUGUACUACUGUACUACAUUAGACCCAAGCUCUCUUGGGACAGUGGCCGGACACCCAAUGACUGACAGUGGCCUUGGGUCUCUUCUAAGAAGCAUGGCUAGUGCUGCAUCAGUACCCCAGGAGUAAAAGCUGCAGGUGAACCCCAAGUCUCCAGCCAAGGACAAUGAGUCAGCUCAGGCAUACCCCUACCUUAGGACCCACUGAGAUGACAGCAGAAGCCUUAAGUAGACUCAGAUAUGGGGCCAAGGAGGUUGUCCUUGAUUUUUCAGCUCUCCUUGGUUUCUAAGAAGCCCUCUCCACCCUUUUGUUUGCUCCUUGCAACAUUUCAUAGUGGGGCUGGGCAGGGAAGAACUCCACCCACCAGGAGCAAGACCAGACUUCAGGCAGCAAGGUUGCUCAGCCUGAGUGUUCAAGAGAAACAAGGAGGGGUAGACAGUGGACCCCUGCCUUUGCCUAUGUUCCUACUGGAAAUGGAGGCCCACAUGGGAAGUUCUGCCCACAAGGGUCCCUGCCAGCUGUGACAAAGCCGUGCAAAGUCUAAUGGGUCUGAGAUGCCACACAAUACGAAUGGCCAGGGGCGAAGCACUUGGGUCCUCUGAUCAAAUCCAACUAUGUCACACCCUCACUCACCAAGUCCCAUUUCUCUGAGCCUGGUUUAGCCUGUUUCUUCUGUAAAAUGGGAAUCAUGUCCACCUCAUAGAGCCAUUGAGGAGACUGAGCAAAAAGGGCGCCUGUGAAACACUUGGCUUAAGACUUGGCAAAUAAUAAACUCAACAAGAACAAAACUGGCAGUGGUUUGCACCCUACUCACGGCUCACCUGCCAGAGAAGAGGCUCUCCCCCGGGUACCUCCCACCACUCAACCAUGAGUCAGUCUUCCCUGGGGACCCACGGGAAACCUUCCCCACACGCCUACCAUGGGGCAAAGGGCAUGCUCAGGAAAUGCUGAGGACCCGACGGAAGGGGCUGGGGACUGGCUGCAAUUGAUGGGGCAGGGAAAGACCUCUGGCCUGAGCCCAAUGGCUCUCUGCUCUCCUCGCCCCUUUGCUGGGCCUCCUCCAGCAGUUGCCUUAGCAACACUAGCCAGAAUGGGGACCAGGCAGGACAUCCCUGUCUUGGGAGAGACAGGUGCCUCUACAGACAGCAAUAUGGGGAAGCCGUUUACCC